Molecule: messenger RNA, 3267 nt
Organism: Pseudo-nitzschia multistriata
Lineage: Eukaryota; Bacillariophyta; Bacillariophyceae; Bacillariales; Bacillariaceae
Source: the annotation of a GenBank genome assembly
CAUUUCAAAAGAAUUCUUUAGGAAGUUACAAAGGUUCCGGUUCCGGUUGGGUGAGAAACAAAACAUAGAUAUCUCGCAGUCGCGCCGUAGGUCACAGAUCAACAGACCGUAGAUUCAAAAAUACCUACCUCCUCUUGCGAUCUCAUUGCCAUGGCGAACACGAACGGCACCGAACCAGACGAAACGCCCGAUGGUGUGGAUCCCACCGCAAAACGAAGUUGUCCAAGCUCGUCAUUCGAUUGUACGGUAUCGCCCCUAUCGAAUGCUUUGACGAACAAGAACGAGUGUUUGCCCGCGGCAUCUCGGGCCACAAAGGCCUCCCUCUGGGAUUCCCUGUGGGAUGCAUCAUACGGGAAACGGAUUUCGAUACUGGCCUGGCUUCUAUUUAGCUUGUGUAUUCUCGGAGGUGGUUUUGGGGUGGGAUGGGCUAUCKGGAAACAAAAAACAGCAUCGCAACUGCGCGUCGACGAAAUGAAGCCCUCGGGCCUGAGGAAUGACAAGACGGUGUCGGAAGGCGAUCGCACGGUAUCGAACUCGUUGACUGAAACAGGAUCGCCUACCGAGUAUCCCACUGGAUCACCAAUAGCUGCACCGACUGCGAUGACGACCACGGCACCGACUGCGACGCCAACCACAAUGCCAACCUCUCCUCCAACUACAACACCAACCACGCCAACGCCAACCAAAGCGCCAACCACUCCUCCAACGAUGCCGCCGGUAUCCACCAAGGCACCAAUCGUGCCACCGACAACGCCUCCGACCAAUCCACCCACAAUGUCGCCAACACAAAUCACUUACGUCCCAGGGAAGUUGACCAGAAUGGAAAACAAUCUUUUGCUGUCCGAGGGGUUACUCUCACGCGUAAUUGCUCAAUCGGGGGAUCCAGUGAACUACAGUGGUGGAACAACUUCCGAGAUUGGCUUUCACGUUCUUCCGGAUGCCGGGGCGACUUUCCCCGAUACACGAUGGUGGAACCCUGGAGGAUGGAUCUACGUAAGCAACUCGGAAGCUAAAAACGAGACCGAGGGCGGGGUAGGAGCGAUUACCUUCACUAGGAAUGGCAAAGUGAUUGACUAUAGAAUGGUCCUCGAAGACACCUACAUGAAUUGUGGUGGUGGUCGAACCCCGUGGAAUACAUGGGUGAGCUGCGAAGAAAUCGAAUUCACUGGGAAAAUAUAUCAGGUGGAUCCGACGGGCCAGCGUCCGGCCGAAGUUAUGACACUCGGUAGCGACGGCGGUCGAUGGGAAUCCUUUGCAUACGAUGUGAGAGACAAACUCAGGCCACGCUUUUUUUCAACAGAAGACCAUAACAAGGGAUGCACCCGUCGAUUUACACCCGACGUGGUUCACUGGGGAGGCGACGAAUGGAAGAUGCUUCACGAGGAGGGCGUUGUGGACUAUCUGCUAAUAAUUCCAAACGUGAACCGGACAGGCGGGACAUUUGUAUGGACCGACGAUAUCCAAGCUGCCAAGAGCAGCGCCAAAUUAUUUUACCCUCAAUCGGAGGGCAUUGAUGUCCAAGAUGGAAUCAUGUACAUUGUUUGCAAAAAAAUCCAACAGCUUUUUAUCUUUGACCUGGAUCGAAUGAUCUUCAGGAACGUUUCUACGGUGUCCGGUCUAUUUGAUGGAAACCCCGAUCAAAUGCAACGCAUUCUCGGAAAAGAAGGUGGAUUGUUGUAUUUCACCGAAGAGGGAGGGAAAGACGCCGGGAUACACGCGUAAGUAGGGCCAUUAUGAAGCAAUUCGUUCACAAUUCAAGAUUUCCCUGUUCCAUAUCAAGAUAUAAUUUAGGGUUUUCUCACAACAAAGCGCUCUUCCUUUCUGCUUCAGCCGAGACAACCUUGGAAGAUUUUUUACAAUCCUCGAGAGUCCUAUUUAUAGUGACGAAACCACUGGUUUGUCCUUCAGCCCUGAUGGCAAGCAUUUGUACAUUGCUUAUCAGGAAAAUGGAAUACUAUUUGAUGUGUUCCGUGAAGACGGCCUCCCUUUUGAUGCCAAAUCCUUAGACGUAAAGUAUCACAACAGUAUAUCAUCCCGUCGCCUCAACAGUCAAUGGGUAGGACUGUAGUAGCCGAUUGGAAUGGGGUUUUAUUCCUUCGAACACUUCCACUAGUGGCGGAGAUUGAUGGUUACGCAGGAUACAUUGAGACAAGAAUAGAAAAUGGUGUCUCGAACCAAGGUCGUAUUCGCCGUACUUUCAUUAAGUGACCAACGAGCCCUUGAUGUCGAAUCGGCCCUAGAUCAACUUUUAGACUCAUUCAGACCAAUUUUUCUUUUAUCGUCAACGUUCUCUCGAAUUCGAUAAUUGAUUGUGAUGUUGAGAUAUCUCAGUUUAACCACUCCUAGCAAAUAUUUGCACUACCUUUUCGCCACUGUGCUUUUCUACCAUGUCCACAAGAACGUUGAAAGGUUUUUCAAACAGGCAUGCUAGCUCAUCGUCAAACAUUGUGCCAUCCAUCAUUACCGACACCGCACGCGCAAACUGAUAAUUCUUCUCCUCAGUCAAUUCUUUCUUCCUGUGAAGCCGUGCAGAUUCGGGUGGUAUCACGUGCGAUGAACCUAAUUCAUAAGCUGGAACAUAUUUUCUCUUUUCGGGGAAAGCUCCGUGAAAGAAUGGAUACGAGUGAACUCGGGUCAGCAAUCCAUUGAUAACGCCAAACGUGAUGAACCUGCGGUGAUCAAACUCCUUGAAAAUUUCGUUCCAACUAGCGGGAGAUUGUCUCGACGAUGAAGCUUGCGAUUCCUUGCCAUUUUGAUUGUUGUUGCUGUUGCCCUUUUCGUCUGCUGCAUUCUGUUUGUUUUUCAAAGAAUCCAAAUAGCUCGCUUCCAUUGGGGAAAAUGCCACGGCUUCAUUUUCAUUCAUGUCGUAUUCAGUCAGAGAGUCGUUGCGCAUAUUUGCACCACGUUGAAAGGUAGAAGACAAGCUAGAUCCACGAUGCCCCGGUACCGCUUUAUUUAGAUUUGGCACAUCUAAUGAAGUAGGCAGUUCGGUAGUGAGUGAUAACCAAAGAUCACCAAACGAUAAAUUUCGAUUAAACGCACAGCAUAGCUCUGCCAGUGCCGACUUCAAGUACUUGUGAUUUUCUGGAUUUCUUCGGCCUCCUUCAACAAAGUGAACUUGAUCUCGGUCAAGAGAGCUAGCAGCUAUCAUAGCGUGCCGAAAAUGAGUACUCCGUUGGCUACCGCUACCACCUAACAAAUUUAAGCUCCUCGGUGGAAAUGACGAUGGAUUCGCUCCACCCGACCUAAUAGAAUUAGUGAAGUAGU